AUGGAGGCGGAAGAGUUGGCGCAGGCGGUGAUUCCGGCAACAGGGCCAGAGGCGGCCGAUCCCUGGGCAGGGCUGCAAGAGGCGGAGCAGCCCGCGGAAGCAGAGCUUCCGGCAGCGCAGAAGGGAGCGGCCGCCAAGCUCAUUGCGCGCGGCAGCACGGGCUACAAGGGUGUGCACAUAAAGCCCUCCUCUGGCCGCUUCCAGGCGCAGCAAACUGUGAAGGGCAGGUCCACCUCGAUCGGUGUCUUUGACUCGGCGGUUGAGGCGGCGGUGGCGUACGCGCGGGCGGUGGGGGAGUACCAGCCACGGCCUCCGCCGGCGGCGGUGGUGGUGCCUGAGGGCCUACGCUUGCACCACUCUAUUAGCAGCAGCGGCUACAAGGGCGUGAAAGAGCACGCCUCAGGCCGUUUCGAGGCGAGGCGCUACGAGAACGGGAGGCCUGUAUCCCUGGGCUACUUUGCCACCGCGGUCGAGGCGGCAGUGGCCUACGCGCGUGCCGCCGGGGAGCCAUCGAGGCUGCUGGCCGUGGCUGAGGUGGAGCUGGCGGCAGCGGCGGCGUGCGAUGAUGAAGCGGUGGCGCUCAGAGAAAGCGCCUUACGCAACCAGCUAGGCAGGGCUCCAGGGGACGCUGCGCCACACCUUCCUUGCGCCUCGCCAGUUGCCUUUGCGCCGGCACCUUUGCCACCAGCGCCGGCACUUGCCCUGGCUCCUGCGCCGGCGCCAAGUGGGCGGGUUGGGUGGGAGAGGACUUAG
This is a messenger RNA of Emiliania huxleyi CCMP1516, 753 nucleotides long. RefSeq lists its product as hypothetical. NCBI's taxonomy places the organism in Eukaryota, Haptophyta, Isochrysidales, Noelaerhabdaceae. Gene Ontology annotation, biological process: regulation of DNA-templated transcription. Gene Ontology annotation, molecular function: DNA-binding transcription factor activity; DNA binding. The record is from RefSeq and is a predicted model, not a curated record. Bases 1 to 753 code for a protein of 250 amino acids. The transcript is spliced from 2 exons.